Molecule: messenger RNA, 1539 nt
Organism: Chanos chanos (milkfish)
Lineage: Eukaryota; Metazoa; Chordata; Actinopteri; Gonorynchiformes; Chanidae
Gene: cdk19
Product: cyclin dependent kinase 19
Exons: 13
Coding region: 1-1488 (495 amino acids)
Biological process (GO): protein phosphorylation
Cellular component (GO): nucleus; cytosol
Molecular function (GO): ATP binding; protein serine/threonine kinase activity
Source: RefSeq, a predicted model, not a curated record
AUGGAUCACGACUUCAAAACAAAGCUCGCGGCCGAAAGGGAGAAAGUGGAAGAUCUGUUCGAAUAUGAAGGUUGCAAAGUGGGUCGAGGCACCUACGGACAUGUUUAUAAAGCAAAGCGCAAAGACGGGAAGGACGAGAAGGAAUACGCACUGAAACAAAUUGAAGGCACUGGAAUAUCCAUGUCUGCAUGCAGGGAGAUCGCCUUGCUGAGGGAGCUGAAGCAUCCAAAUGUGAUCGCUCUACAGAAGGUGUUUCUGUCUCACAGUGACAGGAAGGUCUGGCUCCUCUUCGAUUACGCCGAGCAUGAUCUGUGGCACAUCAUCAAGUUCCACCGAGCCUCCAAGGCCAAUAAGAAGCCAAUGCAGCUGCCCAGAGGGAUGGUGAAAUCUCUCCUCUACCAGAUCCUGGAUGGGAUCCAUUACCUCCACGCCAACUGGGUCCUUCACAGAGAUCUGAAACCAGCUAAUAUCCUGGUCAUGGGAGAGGGACCUGAACGUGGCAGAGUCAAAAUCGCUGACAUGGGCUUUGCGAGACUCUUCAACUCUCCGCUCAAGCCGCUGGCGGAUUUGGACCCGGUGGUGGUCACGUUCUGGUAUCGGGCUCCAGAACUGCUGUUAGGGGCUCGGCAUUACACCAAAGCAAUCGACAUCUGGGCGAUCGGUUGCAUCUUUGCCGAGCUGCUUACAUCCGAACCCAUUUUUCACUGUCGUCAGGAAGACAUCAAGACCAGCAACCCUUUCCAUCACGACCAGCUGGACAGGAUAUUCAGCGUCAUGGGGUUCCCAGCAGAUAAAGACUGGGAGGACAUUCGGAAAAUGCCGGAAUACCCAACGCUCCAGAAAGACUUUCGGAGAACAACGUAUGCAAACAGCAGCCUCAUCAAAUACAUGGAGAAGCAUAAAGUCAAACCAGACAGCAAAGUUUUCCUGUUGCUCCAGAAACUGCUCACGAUGGAUCCCACCAAAAGGAUCACGUCUGAACAAGCCCUGCAGGAUGCAUACUUUCUGGAGGACCCUCUACCCACAUCUGACGUGUUUGCUGGAUGUCAGAUCCCUUACCCCAAGAGAGAGUUUCUCAAUGAAGAUGAGCCAGAGGAAAAAACAGAGAAGAACCAGACACAACAGCAUCAGCAAACGACUGCGCAGGGGCAGGGGCAGACGCAGGCGCAGGCACAGACACAGCAGCAGCAGGCUCCAUCCCAGCAGAGUUCUGCGCAGACCAAUGGCACGUCAGGGACCACGGGGACCAACACGGGACCUGGCAUCCAACACAGUCAGGACCAAGGACCUCCCAACAAAAAACCUCGUAUUGGACCCUCUGGAACCACCUCAGGCACUGGAGUCCUCCAGUCAGAGUACCAGCACUCCAGCUCUCGCCUUGGUUACCAAAGCAACGUCCAAGGUUCCACACAGUCCCAGAGCACCAUGGGAUACUCGUCUUCAUCCCAGCAAAGCUCCCAGUACUCUCACCAGUCCCAUCGAUACUGAGGCCAAGUCCAGAAUGUUUUACACAGCUUUGCAUCUCAGCGUCACUAAAGG